Lotus japonicus is the source of this 2197-nucleotide messenger RNA. RefSeq names its product rust resistance kinase Lr10-like. Lineage: Eukaryota; Viridiplantae; Streptophyta; Magnoliopsida; Fabales; Fabaceae. Gene Ontology annotation, biological process: protein phosphorylation. Gene Ontology annotation, molecular function: protein kinase activity; ATP binding; polysaccharide binding. The transcript has 5 exons. The coding region runs from base 57 to 2093 and encodes 678 amino acids. The record is from RefSeq and is a predicted model, not a curated record.
AGCAAGCAAGCAACCAUACAUUUCAAUACUUGAGAUAAGAUUUCAUUUGAUUGAGCAUGACGUCGUGCUCUGUGCUAUGCUUCCUUCUCCUCCUCUUCCAAAUUCUUGUAAUUAUACAAACAACCUGUGCCUCAAAAACAUGUCCCCCUUCUUCGUGUGGCAAUAUCACCAACAUACGUGACCCAUUUCGUCUAAAGGAUGACCCUCCAACCUGCGGGAAUCCGGAGUACGAGUUAACUUGUGUAGAAAACCGCACGUUAUUGUUAUCUUUAUUUCCAGGUAAAAAUUAUUAUGUGAAGGCAAUCAACUACAAUAAUUUCACAGUCCGUGUAGUAGAUCCGGGCAUCCAUGACCAUGAGGGCGAUUGCUCCUCCAUUCCUCGUUAUUUCUUAUCUGAGCCCAAUUUCACCACUACUAGUCGUUAUUAUUAUAGAGAUGCCUAUUAUUAUUCUCACAUUUUCAAGUACGUGAAUUACUUGAAGUGUAGCAACCCAGUGAAGGAUGAUCUUCGAUACGUGGAUACAGCUCCCUGCAACCUUCUCAACAACUCCAAAGGUCAUCUUUAUGCUGUCUAUGGGGACCUGUCGGCUUGGGACUUAAAACUCGAUUGCUCUGCUACAUCUCUUAUAAUUGAUUCCACUUACAUGCCAAAUCAAAACUUUUUCUACCAGGAAAUUCACAGGAUGUUAGUCUAUGGAUUUGAAGUGUCGUGGCUGAAGUGGAACGGUCGCCAAAUUAAUCUGCUAACACUGUUCAGUUCUGUGUUAUUACGUAUUAUAGUGGGCUUUAUUCAAGGACUAGCACAGGCAGCAGUACCUCUACUGAAAGCAAUGGGUGUUGCACGAGGAUAUGAUGCAAUUGGGCUUAAUAAUAGCCUUGAUGUUGAAUUCAUACUUCUGUCGUAUGAGAUAGCAAGAGUUACGGGGAAGUAUGUCUUGCCAUCAUAUAUUCUAGUGAGACUUAUGGUUGGUCUUAUACUUCUUUUUGGAAAUUGGACAUAUACAUAUCGAACAAGACAUACAUCAAUUUAUGAAAAUAUAGAAGAUUUUCUUCAAGGGAACUCCUUCAUACCAAUAAGAUAUUCAUAUAAAGAGAUUAAAAAUAUGACUAGAUGUUUUAAGGAUAAGUUGGGUGAAGGAGGCUAUGGCACUGUUUACAAAGGAAAGCUUCGUAGUGGACCUUUUGUAGCCGUAAAGAUGUUGGGCAAACCUAAGGCUAAUGGGCAAGAUUUCAUUAAUGAAGUCGCAACCAUAGGAAGAAUACAUCAUGGCAACGUAGUUCAACUUAUUGGUUUUUGUGCUGAAGCAUCCAAACGUGCUCUUAUUUAUGAAUUCAUGCCAAGUGGCUCUCUUGAUAGAUAUAUUUCCUCCAAAGAAGAUGGUAUCUCUUUAACUUAUAGCCAAAUGUACACAAUAUCUCUUGGAGUUGCUCGAGGUAUAGCAUAUUUGCAUCAAGGUUGUGACAUGCAAAUUUUACAUUUUGAUAUCAAGCCUCACAACAUCCUUCUUGAUGAGAACUUUAUUCCUAAAGUUUCAGACUUUGGUCUCGCAAAACUGUACCCAAUUGACAAUAGUAUUGUCAAAUUGACUGCAGCAAGAGGAACGAUUGGCUAUAUGGCUCCAGAACUAUUCUAUCAAAAUGUUGGAGGAGUGUCCUAUAAGGCUGAUGUCUAUAGCUUUGGAAUGCUUUUGAUGGAAAUGGCAAAUAGGAGAAGAAAUUUGAAUCCAUAUGCAGAUAACUCAAGUCAAAUUUUUCUCCCUAUUUGGAUUUACGACCAAUUGAUUGAAGAAAGGGAGAUAGAAAUUGGAGAAGUUACUUACAAGGAAAAGAAUGAUGUGAAAAAAAUGUUCAUAGUGGCUUUGUGGUGUAUACAAUUGAGACCCGAUGAUCGUCCUUCAAUGAACAAAGUAAUAGAGAUGCUUGAAGGAGAAGUUGAAAGCAUUAUCAUGCCUCCAAAGCCUUCUCUAUACCCAACUGAAAUUAUUCAAGAUCCUAGCAACAACUAUGAUGAAUUCAUAUCGGGUUAUACUUCUGGCACAAUGUGUUUUCUUGAGGAAACUAUAGAAGGUCCUUUAUUGAAGGACUCUUCUUAAUCUGUGCUAGUAAUUUAUAUUUCAUUAUUAUUUUAUCGAUUAUAAUUACCUUCGCGAACAUCAUAAUUCUUGAUGAAUACAUAUUACUCUCUAUUAAUUAAUAA